AUGGCCCGACUCGGGCCACGUAUUGCCCGACCCGGGGCUCUGUCGGCCAACAAGCUUACCAAAUCUAUUCCAGCUGGAUUGGGAAACCUCUUCGCACUAAUGUACUUGGAUAUCUCGAACAACAAUUUGACCGGCUCCAUUCCCAGCAGCAUCUCCUCGUUUGCCGAUUUUCCUUCUCUCGGUUAUCUGUAUGAGGCACCUUAUCUAUUGUCUGUGCCUCGAUACAAAGCAACUUGUUGGGGCAUUGUGUUAAGCAUGAGAGGAGUGGUAAGACCUUAA
Molecule: messenger RNA, 279 nt
Organism: Closterium sp. NIES-65
Lineage: Eukaryota; Viridiplantae; Streptophyta; Zygnematophyceae; Desmidiales; Closteriaceae
Source: the annotation of a GenBank genome assembly